Molecule: messenger RNA, 3195 nt
Organism: Acipenser ruthenus (sterlet)
Lineage: Eukaryota; Metazoa; Chordata; Actinopteri; Acipenseriformes; Acipenseridae
Product: thiamine transporter 1-like
Exons: 5
Coding region: 918-2390 (490 amino acids)
Biological process (GO): vitamin transport; transmembrane transport
Cellular component (GO): plasma membrane
Molecular function (GO): vitamin transmembrane transporter activity
Source: RefSeq, a predicted model, not a curated record
CCCAUAGUUAAUUUCUAAAACCACUGUGGCCUCAUAAGUCAAAUAAUGAGAAAUGUCCAUAUUUUAUGUGUCACAAUUAAAGUUCCAAUGUGGUGUUUACAUUUCGUGUUCCUAGUCUUCCAGCUGCUCUCAGUUCUGCUUCAGAACCAUUAACCUUUUAAAAACAUGAUAGGGCAGGAGUGCACAAGCCAGUCCACAUACUGUACACACUCAAUUACGUAAUUGAAGCCUUUUAACCUAAUUCCAGAUAUAUAUUUAUUAUCAAUUUAUUAAGACACUGCCAAUCUGUGAGAGGGGUGUUGCAGUUUGCAGUAUUUUAUUUGUGUUUUGUUAAGUUUUGUUCUGUUAAGUGUGUCAAGGCGCUGAACUGCAGUUACUGCCUCUGUUUUGCUAUUCCUUCCACUGCCUAUUUUAAUCUUUCACUUCCCUUCUAACACCAUGCUGGGGUGUUGCUUAAAUUAAGACGAAGUGUCCUUCUAAACCACCAACACAACAUGCACUUUGUCUUCCGAUAUGAGGAGAUCGGAAUGCAAGGUAAGGAUCGUUAUGUAAACAAGUGUAUGUUCCUGGAUGGUACAGUGCUUUACAGGGAGGUAAAUCUGGUUCUCAAGGUCCAGCGUCAUCAAGGCUUUAUGGGUAGCAUUAUAUAAUUAACUGAUUAAGAUAUUCCACACACUCGACUUUUAAUGUAGAAUAAUAAUUUUAUUGAUCUGCACCUUAGCUUUACCACAGUCUUUCUUUUGCAAAUGUUUCAAUUAGUUAUUUACAAUAUUGACCUAUGUCCCUUACUUAAGUUGCUCAUUAACAGCUUGCAUACAUAUUUAAACUAGAAAACUAUUGCCAGACAAUGCAAAACCAGUUUAGCCAGGUACCUGUUUAGUUGCACUAGCAUUUCAGGCACAGAAUCUCUCAGGAAGAUGCAAUCCAGCAGCUGGAAGUUCCCUACUGUGAUACUUUGUGUGUAUGGAUUCUUCUCCACUAUGAGGCCUUCGGAACCAUUCCUUACACCAUACCUCACAGGUCCUGACAAAAACUUGACCAUAGAGGAGGUCACAAACAACAUUUUUCCAGUCUGGACAUACGCAUAUCUGGCGAUCCUAUUCCCGGUUUUCUUGGCCACUGACUAUUUAAGAUACAAACCUGUCAUUAUUUUACAAGGGCUCAGCUUCAUCGUUGUAUGGGUGAUGCUCCUGUUUGCACAAGGAGUGCUGGCAAUGCAGUUCAUGGAGUUCUUUUUUGGCAUGGUGACAGCCACCGAAGUGGCAUAUUUCUCAUACAUUUAUAGUGUUGUCAGCAUUGACCGCUACCAGAAAGUGACCAGUUACUGCAGGAGCAUCCAGUUGGUUGCUUUCACAGUUGGUUCAGUGCUGAGUCAGCUCUUGGUUUCCUUGGGAGGACUUUCCUAUUUUUAUCUCAAUGUCAUUACCUUAGCCUCGGUAUCUGUGGCAUUCAUCUCCUCUUUUUUUUUGCCAAUGCCCAAGAAGAGUAUGUUUUUCCACAGAAGAGUUAGUGAAAUCCCUGCAGGUGAAGAAGAUGCACAGCCAUGUCCACCACAUGUUCUUCCAAAGGGCCCUGUCAAAAACUCGCAUGAGAGCGCCAGCAUGCCAGCAGACACUCCAAAUAGUAGUACAAAGAAAGAAGAUGCUCGUUUUCUAAAGAUUCUUGUGCAGUUGUGGUUUGACUUCAUUACAUGUUAUUCCACAAAACGAGUCCUGUAUUGGUCCUUAUGGUGGGCCCUGGCCACAUGUGGUUAUAAUCAAGUUGUGAACUAUAUCCAAGUGCUGUGGACCCAUGUAGAACCUUCUCUAAAUUUCACAGAAUACAAUGGUGGAGUGGAAGCAGUAUCAACUCUGUUGGGUGCAGCCACAUCUUUUGCAGUUGGCUAUACAAACAUUGAAUGGGCUGUCUGGGGGGAGCUGGCUCUGGGCACAUUCUCUGCACUAGACGCUGGUUGUCUUUAUCUAAUGACCUUCACUAGCAGCAUCUGGGUGUGCUAUGUAGGCUAUGUGGUAUUCAAGUCCUUGUACAUGUUGCUCAUAACCAUAGCCACGUUUCAGAUUGCUGCUAACCUAAGUAUGGAAAGAUAUGCACUGUUGUUUGGGGUUAAUAAUUUUGUGGCCCUAGCACUCCAGACAAUUUUAACAAUAACUGUUGUAGAUGCUAGUGGUCUUGGCUUAAGCAUUGUUACACAGUUCCUUAUAUAUGGAAGCUAUUUUGCAGUCAUUGCCAUCAUAUUCCUAAUAAGAGGGACAUACACUGUGAUUACUGAAAGAUGUAAACACAAGAACCACGUUCAGCCUGAAACCAAUGACCAGCACCAAAGUGGAGGAGCUUCGAAAUGCCUUGAGCAUGAUGACUCAGUAAUACUCCAUAAGAAUACUAAACUCUGAAAUACAACUCAGGAGGCUAUGUGCUCCAGUGGUUAAAGUAAAUGGCUUGUAACCAGGAAGUCCCCGGUUCAAAUCCUACCUCAGCUACUGACUCAUUGUGUGACCCUGAGCAAGGCACUUAACCUUCUUGUGCUCUGUCUUUCGGGUGAGAUGUAGUUGUAAGUGAUUCUGUAGCUGAUGCAUAGUUCCCACACCUCUAUAAGUUGCCUUGGGUAAAGGCAUCUGCUAAAUAAACAAAUAAUAAUUAUGAUUGAAUGAAAUCACAAUAUAUUUAGAAAUUACUUUUAAAACAUCUCCACUACUCCGUACCUUAUGUGUACUACAUACUGUUGCAGAUUUCUUUUAAAAUACAAUUACAUUUUGUUUUGAUAUUUUGUAUCCACAUGUCCUUCCUUUGUCACUUAUUAAAAAACUGCACCAAUUGGAAGUAAUUUCCUGCCCAAUCUCAUGAAACUCUCCUGAUGCUUUGCUGGAACCAGUAUUUACCAUCCAUAUGUAUUUUACCAAGAAUGAAUGCAUUUUUAUAUUAUUUUUUACAAACUGUAUUGUUAAACCCGCGACCCUCAGCAGAAGCGGAAUGAUAAUGGAUGGUUGGAUGUAUGUAUUGUUAAACUAUUAAUGUGCAUAAUGGUAUUUUCUUGACCAGGUUGCCCAUGUUCUUUACCUUUUUACGUGGGUAAAUAAUGAAAUAGAUUGAUAGACUGAUCUGAACACCACAUUGUCAUGUAUUUGUUAAAUUUGAAGUAAUUCAGUCUCAGCUAUUGUUAUUAAAAAUAAAUAAAUAAAUAAAUAAAUAAAAACACAA